CUAGAAAGAAGCAGAAAGCUAAUUAAGAAUGUGUGUGGGUUCUUCAGAGUGGAUCAUCUGCAGUAUUUCCAUGCAUAAACGUCGCCCAAAGCGUUCAAGACUCCAGCUUUAUCGCCUUAAAAGGAGGAAGAGAAGAGAAGAGGAGGAGGACAUGGAAGUGAGAAACUUGAAGCUGUACAUGGAAAACAUGAGUAUACUAGAAGAGAACGAGAAUCUGAGGAAGAAAGCCAGCUUGCUGCAUCAAGAGAAUCUUGCUUUAUUGUCUCAGUUUCAACACAGAUUCUCCUGUGUCCCCUUACCUCCUGCUGCGCUGCUGUCUCCACUCCCAUGAAUCUUCUACUCCAUCAUUCAUAAAAACAGUAAACAACCUUCUCGUACUACCUCGUACCAUAUAUAUAUAUAUCUUGCUAUAUUAAUUUGUUCAUCACUAGUCACUACAAUAUAUUACCUCUGUAAUUCCUGCUAAUAAUUAGUCAAUCUGUUUUGUUA
Molecule: messenger RNA, 489 nt
Organism: Ipomoea nil (Japanese morning glory)
Lineage: Eukaryota; Viridiplantae; Streptophyta; Magnoliopsida; Solanales; Convolvulaceae
Product: protein LITTLE ZIPPER 2-like
Exons: 2
Coding region: 29-331 (100 amino acids)
Source: RefSeq, a predicted model, not a curated record